This is a messenger RNA of Bicyclus anynana (squinting bush brown), 498 nucleotides long. RefSeq lists its product as uncharacterized. NCBI's taxonomy places the organism in Eukaryota, Metazoa, Arthropoda, Insecta, Lepidoptera, Nymphalidae. The transcript has 2 exons. Bases 1 to 498 code for a protein of 165 amino acids. The record is from RefSeq and is a predicted model, not a curated record.
AUGCACUCUAAAGUAUUGAUAUCGUGCUUUGCUGUACUUUGUUUGGUAAAAAGCAGCCAAGCAAUGAUCCCAGCAUACUCCGUCUCAGCAUUACGUCUCGCUUUCGACGAGAUUUCGGACAUCUUGCCAGUGGUCAAUCAACUUGCGUGCCUCCUCAUACCUUUCCUCAUCAACUUGAUCAACAACCUCAACAACUUGUCUAACAUAGUCCAGAACUUAACCCCAGCAUUGCUUCCUUACUUCGGUUGCACUUUACCUUUACUUUAUGCGACUUUAACUGACUUAGCAUCAGUUAUCUUUCUUUAUAUUAGUGUGUUAAUUUCUUUGUUUAGGUCUAAUGUUUUGGCCGCUCCUAGUAUGAUGGUCGGGUUGGUUUCUCAGGUUCUGAACCUUGUAUUGACUGUGUUGACAGGUUUGACAGACGGUUCUGGGUUGUUGACUGGUUUGAUCAAGUUGAUCAGUAAUGUGUUAGCUGAGUUGGAGAAGUUGUUGCUUUGA